Eptesicus fuscus (big brown bat) is the source of this 4132-nucleotide messenger RNA. It is a transcript of the gene FAM217B, whose product is annotated as family with sequence similarity 217 member B. The coding region runs from base 346 to 1494 and encodes 382 amino acids. Lineage: Eukaryota; Metazoa; Chordata; Mammalia; Chiroptera; Vespertilionidae. The record is from RefSeq and is a predicted model, not a curated record. The transcript is spliced from 4 exons.
CGGGCUCCCGCGGUCCAGAGCGCAGCCCGGGAACCGGGCCGAGCUGCGCGCCCCCGCGGCCGUGCACAGCUGAACGGCUUCCCCGCUAGGGCGCUGGGAAGGAAGACUGGCGGCCUCGUCACGUGUCCUCGGCGAUCGAGAAACAGUUCCAGUGGUAAGGAGUCUUUUCAAAAUAUAAGAGGAAUAAAGAAGUCACCUCCCCACCUUUCAUCAUCUAACAGAUUGAGCAAGAAUAUUUCAAGCACAACAGAGAAGACAGCGCGUCCAACCCUAGAUGAUGACCAGCCCUGUGAUUUUUUCAAGAAAGGGAGUAGGGUGAGUGAAUCUCACCAGAAGAGCAGCAGCAUGGAUGCCGGCCGGUCUUGGAAUAAAGUGCCACGUUGGAAGAACGCUUCAGGGAAAAGGCAGAGCGAGUCCGGAGGCCUCCCUGCUCCUUCCAGGCCAAAGGGCAGCCUCCCCCGCGUCUCCCCUCCGGCUGGGGAGGAGCUUGGAGGACGCAUUUCCCCAGAAGGUAAAGCCGAAAGGAGUCCACUGGGGCCCGGGUGUCGCGGGCCCGCGGGGAACAAGCUGCUGCUGGACUUCCAGUCGCUGAGACUCAUGAAAGAGGACUCCGAGGAGGACAGCGCCAGCGACCUCUCCGACUCGGAGCGCGUCCCCGUCCCCCCUUCCCCGCGCUCGCCGCCAGACCUGCAUCUGCGAGCGGAGGAAAUCGACCCGGUCUGCUUCGACCUUGAUCUUCAACCAGGUCAGGGCCACGCCAGACCGGAAUACUGCUACCCCGACUUCCUCCCGCCGCCUUGUAACUCCUGGGACUUGCGGGACAUGGCUGUGCUCGCGAACACGGAGCCCAGGCCGGCCCCCGGGCCACGAGCCGGAGGGCUUCUGGGGAAGUACGUGGACCGGCUGGUGCAGCUCGAGUGGCUGCAAAUCCUGACUGUCCAGGGCGAGAGAGCAAAGGCGGCCAAAGCCCGGCUGCCCCCCGCGCCCGGGACCGCGCCCGGGCCCACGGGGCCUCUGAAGAGCCCGGGGAGAAGCAAGCCCCCGGGCAGUGCCGGGUCCAGGCCACACCAGGACGGCGCCCCCAGGUCGGGCUCCUCGCGGAAGAAAGGCGCUCCCCGCGAAGGCCACCCGCCCUCCUGCUGGUCGGAGACACCCGCUAAGCCCCUGGAAGUGCUGGGCAUCGGCAGGUUGUGCUCUCAGAAGCACGCCCCGGGCGCGCGGGCCGAGGAGAAGCGGAGCGGCAGGAGCCCGCGGCCGCGCUGGGACCUGGCCGGCAGCGGCAGCAGCCGCAGGAUGGAGAGCAGCAGUAACCUCCGCGGCCCCGCGCCCCCCGGGAGCCUGGACGCAGCAGACCCCCCCAAGGCCUCCAGAACGCAAGCACACGCAAAUCCGAGGAAAAAGGGAAACGCAGAUAACUGUAGUCAGGCCUCCCUGGCCAGUGAGAAAAAACUCAAAACGAAUGGAGGAAAGCAGAACCCACGUAAAUUCAAAUAACAUCCGAAAUGGUGAACUGCGAAGACCGCAGAACCCUAAAUAUGGAGGCCCCCCGAGAGUGACAAGAUGUGAAUGUCAGGAAACAUUAUGACUGCCACUUCCGGCCGCCUGGUUCUUCAGUACCCCCACCGGGGUGUUUCCACCAAAGGGAUCGUGGGAAGCCCUUCUUCAUGUUGAUAGUCUUAAGCAAAUGAUAGCCAUUGGAUAAAAUCAACCAAGGUCUGUGCCGUGUAAAGGAGCAAAGUGACAACCCCCCGGGGGAGGGGUAACAGCCGGUGGGCGGCUGUGGAGAGCAGAACUAGGAUGUUGAGCUGCACUUUCCCUUCAUGAGAACAGUGCCCGCAGUUUAACACUGCCCGGCAUCAGCGUCCUAGAUGGUCAGUGCCAGACGCCAGUGUCCGAGAUGGUCAGGGUUCUCUCUUUUGUCCCCAUCAUGAGCCCUCCAAGCAGAAGCUCUGUCCGAUUCAGCCCUAGAAGUUCUGGCUCCUCAUCAAAUUGGGGAGCAUGGAUUUUGAACAAAAUCAUUUAUCGCAAAGCCACCUGCUAUACAGAGACCACAGAAUCUAGUGUUUUCAUACAUUUUCCUGGAUGUUGGUUUAAAAAAAGCAACAUCUUAAAUUUGUGUUCUCUAAGCUGAGGGUGGGAAGUCAGUGGGUGAGCGUGAUGUGCUGUCUGGAGGGCCAGCAUGGAAUACGUGGCACCCCAACCCUGAAGAGGCGCCAUGGGGUAGAGUUUGUGGACGAAGGGCCUAUGAGCUAGAAACACAUGGAACCACUUGGAAUGUAACAACUAUUACAUUACUGAUUUGGGGCUCAGAUCCUGCUGUCUGACGUCAGAAUAAUGAUCUUUUUAGUUCGCAAGAGCAGGAUUUCAGAAUCUUGCUCAGGUGGGGGCAGAGUGGGCAGUGGAUGGGGAUGAAGGUCCUGCAUGCCUUCCUGGCGGCCUUGCUGGCCCCGUGGCUGCUGACUCCUGAGGCUUCUUGCUUCACUGCAGUUCCGUCGCAUCUACGUGUCCCUGGGGCUGUGCCGUGAGGUUCUGCUGAUGUUCAUGGGAAUAGCUCUCAAACCUUUGUUUGACUACUUUUUGCUGUACAGUAUGUUUUUAAAUUUAUCUUUAUUUUUAUUGUUGACACUAUUACAGAUGUCCCCAUUCCCCUCAUCCUUUGCCCACUUCCGCCCUGCCCCCUCCCCCUCCCCUCUGGCCAUCACCACGCUGUUGUCUGUGUCUAUGAGUUAUGCGUAUGUGUUCUUUGGCUAAGCCCUUCACCUUCUUUCAUCCAGUCCCUUUCCUCCUCCCCUCCCGCAGCUGUCAGUCUGUUCCAUGUAGCCAUGCCUCUGUUUCUAUUUUGUUUGCCAGUUCAUCUUGCUCAUUAGAUUCCACAUAUGAGUGAGAUCAUAUGCUAUUUGUCUUUCUCUGACUGGCUUAUUUCACUUAGUCUAAUACUGUGCAGGUAUGUUUAAUGACGGUAGCUGAUUUUAACCCUUUAAAAGAGUAUUCUGUUUACAAGUUUCUAUGUUUUCACCUUUGGGGCAGAUGAAAAACGUGGCUCUCUCAUUUGAAAAUAUCUAAUAGUUUGCAGACUUUUCCCUCAGCAGUCAAUGUCAUCCAAGGUGUUUUCUAAGUUAACAGCAUAAGGACAAGAUACACAUAAUUAAAAUAAGAGGCAAAUGCUAAAUAUUAAGAUCCUGUUUUAAAUCUGAUUUCAGUCAUACUAAAUAACAGAUAAAAUUUUUAUGGUAGUCUUUUUCUUCCCAGACUUUAUUUUCACAUAUUUCCAGAUCCUCUCUUACAUUCCUUACCUCCCAUCCCUCCCAUCCCCUACCCCCCAGAGAAAGCAAGCUCUUACCCUGAGAUCUUACACCUUUUUACACAGACAGGAGCUGGACAUCUCAUACGUAUAACUUCCCCGGUCGUCACUAGAGUAUCCUUCUGUUCCAGUCCAAGUGCUGUGUUUUGCAAACAUAGAGACUCUUCUUUUCUUUCUGGGCUUCCUGAGUGCACCCCAUGCCUCACUGGCUGCCCUGCUCCUUGUGAGCACCAUAGGUGGGUCCUUUAAACACGCUGGCAGGCGCUCAUGCUUCCUUCUCUGCCAGGUUUUUACACAGCUCUUUAGUAGUUUCCGGCCCAUAAAUCUUUGUAAGCCCAUUACACACACACGUGUGCUCCUGAUGCUAACACGGAAAGGUCCACGCAGAGUUGCUGCCGAGCCUGGCAUGGUGUCCAUCCAUGUGGGUGCCCUCGGGGCACCUGCAGGGGGAGGCCAACCUGCUUCACUGUGCUGGCCUCCUGUGGUCUGAGCUGAGGUCCAUCACACUUAAGAAAUUUAGAGGUAACACCGCGGAUGUUACAUUUGUGCUUUGAAUUGAAGGUGGUUACUUAAUUUGGGGAGCAGUCAUAACGUCACAUGACAGGACAGUUUUUAAAGACUGAAAAAGUGGUUUAGCUUGCUUCCCCUUUUGCCUCAGGUUGAUGGUUUAUUUUAAUCAUUAUUGUUGUAAUGGGGUCAGAGCUCCUAAUGAAUAGUGCAGGUGAUUAGCGAACAUGAGCACACUUCUGGUUUUAUGAUUUCUUUAAAAAAAUGUAUUUAUUGAUUUUUAGAGAGAGAGGAAGGGAGAAGGAUAGAGAAAUAGAAAUAUCA